GAAGAAGAAGCCUCUUGAUGACGUUUCUUUACGUAACUACGAUUUUCUGCGCGAAAUACAAAGCGACAGAGCUGUUUUGGCGCAUAGUUUAACUUUAGUACCAACUUCCCUCACAGUUAAAUUAACUGCUACUACAGUUAGUGGACGUAUAUUUGAAGGACUAUCCUCGUUAUUAAUGGAGUACGGGAAGGAGCGAGUGGUGGCAUUAGUCGACAUGGACUGUUUUUACGUUCAGGUGGAGCAGCGGCUCAAUCCAGCUCUUAGGAACACUCCCUGUGUGGUGGCCCAGUACAAAACGUGGAAAGGAGGCAGUAUCAUAGCUGUGAGCUACGAGGCCAGGGCUCAUGGUGUAACCAGGAACAUGUGGGUGGAUGAUGCCAAAAAACUGUGCCCAGAUCUCCAGGUGGCACGAGUGCGCGAGUCUCACGGCAAAGCAGACCUGACACAUUACAGGGAAGGGAGUGUGGAGGUGAUUGAGGUGAUGUCUCGCUUUGCAGUGAUUGAGAGGGCCAGUAUUGAUGAGGCCUACAUGGAUCUAACUGCUGCAGUGCAACAACGGCUAAAAAACAUGGAUGACAAACAAAUAGAGGAUUCCCUCCUCAAGACCACCUACGUCCAGGGGUACCCCCAGAGUGGACUGGACCCAUCCCCUGCAGAUGGCUCCAGUCCAGGUGAAUUUACAGAAGAACCCAUCUCAGAUAAAGAGGAGCAGAGGUCCAGAGGUCUCCAGCAGUGGAUAGCAUCCUUACCUAGCCCUUCAUUAGGAGAGCAGAGCCCUGCAGAGCUGCAGCUAACUGUGGGUGCACUUAUUGUUGAGGAAAUGAGAGCAGCAGUGGAAAAAGACACUGGUUUCCGCUGUUCAGCAGGAAUAUCACACAAUAAGGUCUUGGCAAAGCUAGCCUGUGGUCUAAACAAACCUAACAGACAAACCAUUCUGCCUUUGGACUCUGUGACAGAACUUUUCAACUCCCUGCCCAUCGGCAAGAUUCGUAACUUGGGGGGUAAGCUUGGUGCUUCAAUUGCAGAAGCACUGGGAGUAGAAAAGAUGGGAGAUCUUACUCGCUUCUCUCAGGCACAGCUGGGUCAGCACUUUGGAGAAAAAACGGGCCAGUGGCUGUAUGACUUGUGUCGGGGCAUUGAGUUUGAAGCUGUGAAACCCAGACAGCUUCCUAAAUCCAUUGGCUGCAGUAAAAACUUCCCUGGGAAAACAUCCCUGGCUACUAAAGAGCGGGUACAGUAUUGGCUUCAUCAACUGGCUCUUGAGUUGGAAGAGAGACUGACCAAAGACAGAGAAGUGAAUGGUCGAGUGGCAAAGUUGUUGACAGUUGGCGUGCGUCAGCUUGGCGACAAGAGGCCGAGCAGCUUCUCCCGUUGUUGUGCAAUGGUUCGCUACGAGGCCACCAAAAUAUCCAGUGACAGCUUUGCCAUUAUCAAGAGUCUCAACACAGCAGGAAACCACCAGGCGGCGUGGACUCCACCUCUCACCCUGCUACACAUCUCAGCUAGCAAAUUCAGUGAUGCUCCAUCAGCUGGGAGGAUUGCUGGCUUUCUGUCCGGUGAUGUCACGUCAACUCAGAGUGUUUUCUCCACCUCUCAGUCCUCCACUCAGCCAUGCUCUGAACUGAAAAAUGGCUCUCCAUGCAAACAACCUAGCACUAUUCAGUCCUUCUUUCAAAAGGUGGCUGCGAAACAGAAAAAGGUUAAAAAUAACACAGAAGAGGAAGUUGGUACAGAUGCAAACGAAGUCACUUUUACCCUUGACAAAGAAUGUGCCACCGAUAGUCAUUUGGAGACAGAAAACAACCCCACUAUGUCUUCCUUUACGAGUGUUUCUCACUCCAAAAUGGACUCAGCCAGUCCACGCUCUGGUAUCUCCUCCUUCUUCCAUAAGAAGACCACUGAAAGAAGCUCACGGCUCUCAUUAAACAGCCCCGAAUCUGGAGAAAAACCUGGACUCAUUGAGAAAGAUGACUGCAAAGACUCUAAUGUUGUCACAUCAGGCCUGCAGUCAAAGCUUAGCUCAGAGUUUAGGGAAGAACUAGAGAUCAAGCCAGAGUUACAUCACCCCCUUCCCAAUGUGACCAGAGAAGACCUGUUAUGCUGUGAACGUUGUGGACAAGAGGUGCUGGUGUGGGAAAUGCCUGAACACAAUGACUAUCACUUUGCCCUGGACCUCCAGAAUUCAAUGUCUUCAUCUACAGGUUCAGCAACCAUCGCUUCCUCCUCCUCUAGUACUUCUGUAACCCCUCUCAGGGUAGUAGCAGGAGGCACAACCCAGUCUUUGCGAGGCAAGACAAAAAACAGAGGCCAGUCAGGACCUGCACCCAAAAGACAUCGCUCUCAAGGAGGAAAUACGGGUACUCUGGAUGCUUUCUUUAAGAAGAACUGAAGAUUUGGGACAGAGCUGUGUUGUGUGUUUACAUAUUUGCUCAAACUAAGGAACGCCAAACAAUGGGUCGUUCUGAAUAAAUAGCAGCAAAUAUUAAAGAUACAUUGGAAAUGUAUCUGCAAUGUACUUUACAUUGUGUUGUAAUACUCUGACACACCAGAAGAGGGAAGUAGAGAGUUGCAGGUAGAGCUGCAUUACUGAUUUGAUAAGUUAAUAUUGUUUAUUUAAGAUCAUUUUAUUCUUUGGAUUAAUGUUAAAUUCAAAUUAAGUCGAUCAUGAAUUCAAACAAACCUGUAAGUAAAUGUU
Melanotaenia boesemani (Boeseman's rainbowfish) is the source of this 2695-nucleotide messenger RNA. It is a transcript of the gene polh, whose product is annotated as polymerase (DNA directed), eta. The transcript is spliced from 10 exons. Gene Ontology annotation, molecular function: damaged DNA binding; DNA-directed DNA polymerase activity. Gene Ontology annotation, biological process: error-prone translesion synthesis; response to radiation. The coding region runs from base 176 to 2389 and encodes 737 amino acids. The record is from RefSeq and is a predicted model, not a curated record. Gene Ontology annotation, cellular component: replication fork; nucleus; site of double-strand break. NCBI's taxonomy places the organism in Eukaryota, Metazoa, Chordata, Actinopteri, Atheriniformes, Melanotaeniidae.